AUGCCCGAAAUCACCGACGACACCCCAAUCCACCUCACAGAGGUUGACAUCGACCUCGAUGUGCAAGAGAUCCUUCUCGCAGCAUCACAGCAUGACAUCCCCAAGCUGCGCCGUCUCCUCCGCACCCAGUCUGCCCUGCCAGACGCAGCAAAUGUCAAAGACAACGAGUCAGGCUUCUCACCACUGCACUCUGCGAUCGCCGCCUGCGAGCCGGACAGCGACACCGAGGGUGCCCAAAACGGAGCCGAUGGCGCCAAAACCUCAGAAUUGAAUCCCAAGGGCUUGGACAACGAGUCUCUCAAGGCAGCAGUGGAGACAGUCAAGUUCCUCCUGCAAGAGGGCGCUAUCUGGAACGAUCUCGACAAGAACAACGAAACCCCCGGCUGUCUCGCUCGGCGCAUCGGAGCCCUCGAGCUCUACGGCCUAAUUGUCGAUGCAGGUGUGCGCGCAGAGCUCCUCUUGAACCGUCUCGACGCAUACGAAGAGCUAUCCGACGACGACAACGAAGAAGAGGAAAAGCAAGAGAACGACGAGAACCAGGCCGAGACCGCCAACACCACCGAAACGGAAACAGAGACAGCACCCGAACUCGUCGACGCCACAACAACCAACCCAGGCGUGAACAACCCCCAAUACCUGGAAUCGCAACUAAACAUCCAAAACGACCGCAUCCUAGACUCAGACCAGAACGGCGUAAUGAUGGCCUGGGAAAGCGACAUCAUGCGCAAAUCCGCCAAGGCACUCCUUCCAACGCCCGGCCUGAAAGUGCUGAACAUCGGACACGGCAUGGGUAUCGUCGAUGGAUUCUUCCAAGAGCAGCAGCCUGCCUCGCACCAUAUCAUUGAAGCGCACGCCGACGUCGUUGCAGAGAUGAAGCGUCGUGGCUGGGAUUCUAAGCCUGGUGUUGUGAUUCAUCAGGGUCGUUGGCAGGAUAUCCUGCCUGGUCUUGUAGCGGCUGGGGAAAUGUUUGAUGCUAUCUACUAUGAUACUUUUGCUGAGUCUUAUGGUGAUUUCCGCGAGUUCUUUUCUGAGCAGGUCAUUGGAUUGCUUGAGCAGGAAGGUCGGUGGGGAUUCUUUAAUGGCAUGGGUGCUGACCGGCAGAUUUCUUAUGAUGUCUACCAGAAGGUGGCUGAGAUGGAUUUGUUCGAGGCUGGGUUUGAUGUGCAUUGGGAGGAAAUUGCCGUGCCCAAGUUGGAGGGUGAGUGGGAGGGCGUGCGGAGGGCUUACUGGGUUGUGGAUGAUUAUAGAUUGCCGCUGUGCAAGUUUAUGGAUUAA
Messenger RNA from Penicillium antarcticum, 1275 nucleotides. It is a transcript of the gene rmt2, whose product is annotated as protein-arginine N5-methyltransferase. NCBI's taxonomy places the organism in Eukaryota, Fungi, Ascomycota, Eurotiomycetes, Eurotiales, Aspergillaceae. The record is from RefSeq and is a predicted model, not a curated record. The transcript has a single exon. Bases 1 to 1275 code for a protein of 424 amino acids. Gene Ontology annotation, biological process: peptidyl-arginine methylation. Gene Ontology annotation, cellular component: cytoplasm; nucleus. Gene Ontology annotation, molecular function: protein arginine N5-methyltransferase activity.